This is a messenger RNA of Racocetra fulgida, 494 nucleotides long. The record is from the annotation of a GenBank genome assembly. Lineage: Eukaryota; Fungi; Glomeromycota; Glomeromycetes; Diversisporales; Gigasporaceae.
UAAUGAAGAAAUUAUGAGAAAUUCAGUCAAUCUUAUUUGGGAAGCAACCGGAGGUCAAGUUGUGACCAUCACUUUCAAUAGCCAAUUGUACUUGGCGACCAUUUCCCUAGAUAACGGCACCAACAUUACCAUAAAUUUAGAAGCACCCACUAGAGAUAACCAAGGCAUGGACAAAUUGAUUAAUGUUGUCUCUGAAAUGUUCAAACAGCAAGCUGGCGACAUUGAAAAUGCAAACAUACCUACUUCAAUUGUUACUCACUCAAAUCAACAUAAUCAUGAAUUCACUAACUCGGGUAAUGGUAAAAUUGCCAUAAAAAACUUAAUUUUAAAAACACAGCAAGAAAGUCUUAGCGACAGCGAUGAUGAUUCACCAGGAUGGUCAGAAUGUGAAGAAUGCUAUGGGCCUAAAAAAGAAUUUUGUAAAAUUUGUGGUUGUUCUAUAUGCAAGUGGAAAGGUGAUAGAGGACAUAUUCUCUUGUGUGAUGGAGAUUGUG